Meloidogyne enterolobii is the source of this 603-nucleotide messenger RNA. Lineage: Eukaryota; Metazoa; Nematoda; Chromadorea; Rhabditida; Meloidogynidae. The record is from the annotation of a GenBank genome assembly.
UUCUCGGGUUAAUUACAAAAGUGGGCAGGUUUGUGUUCAUCAGAGUGUCCCUUUCCAAAUCACCAAAGCACCUCAAAAAAGUGGCAGUGCAGAAAAAGGGGCGAGAGGGUCAAAAAGGGGAAAAAUUCCCCUAAAAAGAGGUAAAAGGGACACCCUGGUGUUCAUAUCAGAUUGUAAGGGUUGGUUGUCUUGGGGCCGAAAAGGGGGCAUCCAUACAAUUCCAUCACAAGCGAUUCUUAGGGCGGGAUAAUAUAAAAUCUCCAAUAAACCAAAACUUUUAUAAAUUAAAAGAAAAUUUAAGGAAUUUGAAGAAAUAGCUGCAAAGGUAAGAAAAACUCCCCAAAAAAUAAAUUUAAUUAAAAUUAAAAAAAGAUUAAAAAUCUCAAAACUUCUCCAAAUAACGAAGAAUUAAUGCAACUUUAUGCUCUUUAUAAACAAGGAAGUUGUGGAGAUAAUAAUAAUUGUAAACCUGGAACUUUUGAUAUCAGGGGAAAGAAAAAAUGGGAGGCCUGGAAUGGAAAAAGAGGUCUAUCAAUAGAAGAGGCCCAAAAACAAUAUAUAGAAUUUGCUAAUAAAAUGAUUAUUAAAUAUGGACUUUGCUAA